This is a messenger RNA of Ctenocephalides felis (cat flea), 3171 nucleotides long. It is a transcript of the gene CenG1A, whose product is annotated as centaurin-gamma-1A. Gene Ontology annotation, molecular function: GTPase activity; GTPase activator activity; protein binding. NCBI's taxonomy places the organism in Eukaryota, Metazoa, Arthropoda, Insecta, Siphonaptera, Pulicidae. The coding region runs from base 173 to 2905 and encodes 910 amino acids. Gene Ontology annotation, cellular component: nucleus. The transcript has 12 exons. The record is from RefSeq and is a predicted model, not a curated record.
GUUAUCACGCUCCAUAUUAAUGCCAAGUGAAAAAGUGAUAUUUCUUACUCUUUACAAUGGGGACAGAAUAAAGUUUUUAUCUCAAAUUAUGGAUUAACAUUUAACCCGAUUCAGUGACGUGAUAUAUUUGUGUCUCAAAAUUUACCCAUUUGGAUUUUUAUUAUUAUAACGAAUGAAGAUGUUGGCUGUGAAGAAUUUUUUCCUCCCGGGUGAUCGGAAAAGCGUUCAGGAGCCGCCGCGGUUUUCGCGGAUGCCUGAGACGUUAAUGCGUUCGCUAAGGCGCCGGUCUUUGCGCGUCAAACGCACCAAAUCGCUAGUCUUGCAUGAGAAGAGAAAGUCUGAUUCUUUCGUGAAUAGCCAAGAAUGGACCCUUUCAAGGGCUGUGCCCGAUUUGAGAUUGGGCAUCGUGGGUUCUCUGAGCUCUGGUAAAUCGGCGCUGGUUCACCGAUAUCUGACCGGUAGCUAUAUGCAGGAAGAAUCUCCUGAAGGCGGUAGAUUUAAGAAAGAGAUUUUAGUCGAUGGACAAAGCCAUCUGCUACUUAUUCGAGACGAAGGUGGACCACCCGAAGUACAGUUUACAUCAUGGGUGGAUGCUGUAAUCUUCGUAUUUAGUUUAGAGAACGAAGCCAGUUUCAAUGCGAUAUACAAUUAUUUUACAAAAAUGGCCUAUUACCGAAAUACUUCGGAGAUUCCUUUGAUAUUAGUAGGAACACAAGAUGCUAUAAGCGAAAAUAAUCCACGUGUAAUUGACGAUGCUAGAGCACGAAAAUUGGCAGCUGAUUUAAAAAGAUGUUCUUACUAUGAAACUUGUGCAACAUACGGGCUCAAUGUAGAGAGAGUUUUCCAAGACGCUUGCCAAAAAAUUGUACAGCAACGCCUUUCCUCAAGUUCUUGUUUAACGCCAACAAAUUCUAGACCUGAGACACCAAACAAUCAUUUUCAUUUAUCAUCAAGUCGUCUUGCAAGUCAUCCUGUGGCACCCUCUCCCACGAAUGGAUUUAGUUCUUCUACUGGGUCACCUGCGUCAAAUACACUAAGCAGUGCAUCUCCAAGUCAUAACAAUCAUAUUUUAUCAAAUAAGCAUCACACUUUAUCGGCUUCGACACAUCAUUUGCAUCGGAAUUCUGAAAAUAAUCAUAAACUAUCUUCUUGUGAUUUGAUUGUUUCUGAACAAUGUGGCAAAUGGUCUAAUACAUUGAAUCAUGGAUCAUCACAAACCCUUAUGAGUAUAGCAACUGAAAACAACAAUAUUGCAAAAUUUGCCACGCCUCAAUACCUUGACAAUUUACAACCUCCGCAUAAAGAUUCCAAAGAUCUUACAACCCCGAGUUCUACACCAACGACAUCUAGAAAAAGUCGAAGGAGAAGUAAUUUAUUUACACCUUCAAAAAAAGGUGAAGAUAAAUUGAAAGGUAGUGAAUUAGGUAGUGGAAGAGCUAUUCCAUUGAAGCAGGGAUAUUUGUAUAAAAGGAGCAGUAAACCUCUUAAUAAAGAUUGGAAGAAGAAGUAUGUUACAUUAUGUGACGAUGGUAGAUUAACAUACCAUCCCAGCCUACAUGAUUACAUGGAUGAUGUUCAUAGUAAGGAAAUAUCUCUGCAGUAUGUGACAGUUAAAGUUCCUGGCCAAAAACCAAGGGGUUCUAAGUCAAUUAUCACAACUAUUGGUAAUCAUCAUAUGAACAAUGGUCAAUGUGCAAUCAAUGAAGGAAUAGGAGGACUAUCAAUAGCAAAUAAAAGAAUCACAGAUAGGGUUAUGUUGACGUCAAUGGAAGCUUUAAGAGAUACUUCUCUUCAAGUACCUCGAACAAGUAUCACACCUAAUAAUGAUGAUAGCUCGAUGCCUCCUCCUCAACAAAAUGGCAGUAGUGAUAAUAGGUUAGAAACACCACAAGUAAAGAAGAGGCACAGACGAAUGAAAAGUAGUGGUGUCAAGAAUGAACUUGAUGAUGGCGACUCUUAUGAAUUUUAUAUUGUGUCUCUUGAUAACAAGCAAUGGCAUUUUGAAGCCGCUAAUCCUGAAGAAAGAGAUGAAUGGGUCUCAGCAAUUGAACAACAAAUCCUGAACUCUCUUCAAGGAAAUGAGACUUCAAAAGCUAAGUUGAGAUUGAAUAAUCCUAAUGAAAUCUCUUCCAUUUGCUCCAUCAGAUCAAGAGUUCCAGGGAAUAGUGUGUGCGCAGAUUGUGAUGCGCCAAAUCCAGAUUGGGCUAGUUUAAAUUUAGGUGUACUUGUUUGUAUAGAAUGUUCAGGAAUUCAUAGGAAUUUAGGUUCACAUAUCUCAAGGAUACGAUCAUUGGAUCUAGAUGAAUGGCCACCUGGCCAUCUAAGUGUGAUGUUAGCAUUAGGAAAUACUCUAGCAAAUUCAAUAUGGGAGAGCAAUAUUCAAUCUAAUUACUAUCACAAGCCUUCACCGACUUCAUCAAGAGAAGAAAAAGAAUCAUGGAUUCGUAACAAAUAUGAACACAAGAAGUUUUUAGCGCCAAUCAAUCAGAAUGCAUCAAUAGGUCAACAAUUAAUUGAUGCUGUUUGUCGAGUGGAUAUGAAAGCUAUUGCAUUGUUAUUGGCUCAUGCUAAUAGUGAUCAAGUUAAUGCCACGGUGGGAACUAGGGACCUGAGAACUCCAUUACAUUUAGCUUGUGCUUUAGGGAACUUGGCUAUUGCACAACUAUUACUCUGGCACAAUGCAGAUGUAAAGCUUCUGGAUCACGAUGGUCGAAGUUGUUUACUAUAUUCCCGUGCAGCAGCUUCUCUCGCAGCUGCCAAUUCUCAAAAUAUAACUGGCAUAGAGACAACUUCUGCUCUGGUUGAUUUGCUCUCCAUGCAUGGAUGUCCAGAACCUGUCGCACAUAUGCCAGCUCCGAAUAGUGGAACUUUACCUAGACGCUGUGAUAAUGUCUGCUCUCACUAAAAUAUCAUUUCGAUACACAUUUUGUGGAAUGUGUGCACUGAUUGAUUUAUUGUUAUACUUUAUUAUAGUAGGUUUUAUGGAUUACUAGUAAAUUCAUUUUUUGGGAGUCAUAUAUUAUAGCUUCAGAAUGUUGAUAAAGUCAAACUCUAUCUAUGGAAAGUUAAGGCUGUUAUUUUGUGAAGCAAUAUCAUCUUGUUGAAAACAUUUCAAAUUUAUGACCCCAUUAAGAAGCUUGUAGACCGUAAUGAAAUAGUGAUAUUAAAUUU